Molecule: messenger RNA, 597 nt
Organism: Colias croceus (clouded yellow)
Lineage: Eukaryota; Metazoa; Arthropoda; Insecta; Lepidoptera; Pieridae
Product: pupal cuticle protein 27-like
Exons: 4
Coding region: 1-597 (198 amino acids)
Cellular component (GO): chitin-based extracellular matrix
Molecular function (GO): structural constituent of chitin-based larval cuticle
Source: RefSeq, a predicted model, not a curated record
AUGCUUAACUUGGUCACUUUCGCAUCUAUCCUCGCAUACAGCACAGCUGGUCUGCUACCAACUGCAAUUCCAGGCGAUACAUACCUUCCACCUGGAUCAGCAGCUCAGAGCGCCACCUACCUUCCACCUGGAUCAUCAGCUCAAAGCGCCACCUACCUUCCACCUGGUAAUGGGAAUACGAGGGCACAGCAGGCGGUGGAGAGAAAUGCAGCUGUUCUGAGAUUGGAUCAGGAAAUUGGUGAAGAAGGUUUUCGCUACGCCUACGAAACAUCCAACAACAUACAAGCUGAAGAGGCGGGCGACAGCACUCAAACACGAGGCGGUUUCUCCUACAAAGGCGAUGAUGGCAAGACCUACUCCAUCACGUUCACAGCUGGAGAGGGCGGGUACCAGCCCCAGGGUGACCAUCUGCCAGUACCACCACCUACUCCGCAAGAGAUUCUUUUGGCUCUAGAACAGAACGCCCGUGAUGAAGCUGCAGGCAUAUUUGAUGAUGGCCAAUACCAUGCCGAAGCGUCUGGAAACGAUGGAUCUGCAAGCUUCGGCUCAGCUAAUAAACAAGGCAGUUUUAACUCAAAUUCUGGUUACUCUUAUUAA